Molecule: messenger RNA, 582 nt
Organism: Beta vulgaris subsp. vulgaris (sugar beet)
Lineage: Eukaryota; Viridiplantae; Streptophyta; Magnoliopsida; Caryophyllales; Amaranthaceae
Exons: 1
Coding region: 1-582 (193 amino acids)
Source: RefSeq, a predicted model, not a curated record
AUGAGACAAAGGAGAUGGUUGGAACUGAUACAGGAUUAUGAUAUGGAGAUUGAAUACCAUGAGUGUAAGGCCAAUGUUGUUGCAGAUGCAUUUAGAAGGAAAUCUUCUCACUAUUUGCAGACAAUGCGUUCGAGGAAUCGUAUUCCAGAGGAGUUUCAGAAUCUUGAUGUGGAGAUAGUGCGAUUGGGAGCUCAACUUAACUCUAUUAUGAUUCAAUGCACUUUGUAUGAUGAGAACAAGAAAGCACAAGCACAUGAUCAUUUCUUAAAAGACAAGCAAGCUAAUGAGCCUGUCAAUUUCAUAGUGGCUGAGGAUGGUAGUGUGAGAUUCAAGGGGAGAUGGUGUUUUCCUAAUGUUCAUGAGUUGAAGGAAAAUAUCUUAAAAGAAGCUCACUCAGUAAAGUAUUCAGUUCAUCCUGGAGGGGAUAAGAUGUACAACGAUCUCAAGCAGACUUUUUGGUGGCCUCAUAUGAAGACGGAUGUUGCUAAGUACGUCUCCUCGAGAUGCUUGACUUGUCAAAAAGUCAAGAGUGAGCACAAGAGGCCUCAGGCAAUGAUUCAUCCUUUAGAGGUUCCUACAUGA